Pelmatolapia mariae (spotted tilapia) is the source of this 1019-nucleotide messenger RNA. Its product is annotated as NACHT, LRR and PYD domains-containing protein 12-like. Gene Ontology annotation, molecular function: protein binding. The coding region runs from base 1 to 816 and encodes 271 amino acids. The transcript is spliced from 5 exons. The record is from RefSeq and is a predicted model, not a curated record. NCBI's taxonomy places the organism in Eukaryota, Metazoa, Chordata, Actinopteri, Cichliformes, Cichlidae. Gene Ontology annotation, biological process: intracellular signal transduction.
AUGGGAAAGCUGGACUUGUUCCUUCGCUUCCUCCUGGGUCUUUCACUGCAGACCAAUCAGACUCUCCUACGAGGCCUGCUGACACAGACAGGAGGUAGCUCAGAGACCAAUCAGGAAACUGUCCAGUACAUCAAGAAGAAGUUCAGGUCAGCUCUGGUCUUCAUCUUACUGUCAUCAGAAAAAAAUCUGGAUGUUGUUGACCUGCAGAAAUACUCUGCUUCAGAGGAGGCUCUUCUGAGGCUGCUGCCAGUGGUCAAAGCCUCCAACAAAGCUCUGCUGAGUGUCCCUGAUCUCUCAGAAAGAGGGUAUGAAGCUCUGUCCUCAGUUCUCAGCUCCCAGUCUUCUAUGCUGAGAGAGCUGGACCUGAGUAACAGCAAGCUGCAGGAUUCAGCAGUGAAGCUUCUUUCUGCAGGACUGAGAAGUCCACACUGUAAACUGAAAACUUUGAGACUCAGUCACUGUCAGUCCUCAGAGAGAGGCCAUGAAGGUCUGCUCUCAGUCUUCAGCUCCCAGUCCUAUAGUCUGAGAGAGCUGGACCUGAGUAACUCUGACCUGCAGGAUUCAGGAGUGAAGCUUCUGUCUGCUGGAGUGAAGAGUCCACGCUGUAAAAUGAAAACUCUCAGUCUGUCAGGCUGUCUGAUCACAGAGGAAGGCUGUACUUCUCUGGCCUCAGCUCUGAGCUCCAACCCUUCCCAUCUGAGAGAGCUGGACCUGAGCUACAAUCAUCCAGGACACUCAGGAAUGAAGCUGCUGUCGGCUGGACUGAAGGAUCCAGGCUGGAGACUGGACACUCUCAGGUAUGGAGAGAAUAUCUGAUAGAGGAGGAAGAGCUGGAAACAUUUCCUGUGUCCUUCACUCACUUCCUGUUUGUUUCCUGCAGAUGAGACAUGAACAAUCACACAUGCAGGAAUAUUUUCAGGGACAGACACACUAGUCUAGCUGGAUAGUACAUGGAUAUUUAUGUAGGGGGUCUCCAAGGAGUCUGUUUGCAGGAACAUCCAUGAUAACUGAUAAGUCAU